GAUCAUAUUUUCAGCAUUUUUUUGUGUUCGACAUUUUUGAUUUAAUUUUUUACUUUUUAUCUGAAAAAAAUUUAACUAAAUUUCAAAAAUGAUUAGAGGAAAAGCCGCCAAAACUAAAGUGAAAAAUAAAGCUCCAGCUGAAAUUCAAAUUACAGCUGAGCAAAUUUUAAGAGAAGCAAAAGAACGAGAACUUGAAAUUGUUCCACCACCACCGAAACAAAAAAUAUCCGAUCCAGAUGAAUUAGCCGAUUAUCAGCUCCGAAAACGUAAAGCAUUCGAAGAUAAUAUUCGUAAAAAUCGUUCAUCAUUUAGUAAUUGGAUUAAAUAUGCUAAAUGGGAAGAAAGUCAACAAGAAAUUCAACGUGCUCGUUCAAUUUAUGAACGUGCAUUGGAUGUUGAUUAUCGAAAUAUUAAAAUAUGGCUAAAAUAUUCACAAAUGGAAAUGCGAAAUCGACAAAUAAAUCAUGCCCGAAAUGUAUUGGAUCGUGCUGUAUUAAUAUUACCACGUGUUAAUCAAUUUUGGUACAAAUAUGUUUAUAUGGAAGAAAUGUUACAAAAUUUAUCCGGUUGUCGACAAGUAUUCGAACGAUGGAUGGAUUGGGAACCAAAUGAACAAGCCUGGUUUACAUAUGUUAAAUUUGAAUUACGUUAUAAUGAAAUUGAUCGAGUUCGUGCUAUUUAUUCACGUUUUGUUACCGUUCAUCCUGAAGUAAAAAAUUGGAUCAGAUUUGCUCAUUUUGAAGAACAGAAUGGAUUUAUUGCAAACAGUCGUGAUGUAUAUGAAAAAGCUAUCGAAUUUUUUGGUGAUGAUUAUCUUGAUGAAUAUUUGUUUAUGGCUUUUGCUCGAUUCGAAGAAAGUCAACAUGAAUAUGAUCGUGUUCGUGUUAUUUAUAAAUAUGCAUUGGAAAAAUUAAGUAUCGAAAAUAGGCAAAAUAUUUUCAAACAAUAUUCAUUGUUUGAAAAAAAACAUGGUAAUCGUUUUGAAAUUGAAGAUGUUAUUUUUAACAAAAGAAAAACACAUUAUGAAGAUGAAUUGAAACAAAAUCCAUUCAAUUAUGAUCUAUGGUUUGAUUAUGUUCGUCUUAUGGAAGAUGAAGGUGAUGUUGAAAUGACAAGAGAAGUAUAUGAAAAAGCUGUUGCAAAUGUACCAUUGAAAAAAGAAAAACGAUUAUGGCGUCGAUAUAUUUAUCUUUGGAUUUAUUAUGCCAUAUAUGAAGAACUUGAAAAUAAAGAUUAUGAAAAAACAAGAGAAAUUUAUAAAUUUCUUUUGGAAAAACUUAUUCCACAUAAAUCAUUUACAUUUGCUAAAAUUUGGAUAAUGGCAGCCAAAUUUGAAAUACGAAGAAAAAAUCUAACCGAAGCACGUAAAAUAUUGGGAACAUCUAUUGGUCUUUGUCCAAAAGAUAAACUAUUUAAAGAAUAUAUUGAACUUGAAAUUCAACUACGUGAAUUUGAUCGAUGUCGUAUUUUAUAUCAAAAAUAUUUGGAAUAUGCACCACAUAAUUGUAUAACGUGGAUGAAAUUUGCCGAAUUAGAAAAUAUACUUGGCGAAAUUGAUCGUGCCCGACAAUUGUUUGAAAUUGCAAUUGAUCAACCAAAAUUAGAUAUGCCUGAAGUUAUUUGGAAAGCAUAUAUUGAUUUUGAAAUCGAAAUGGAAGAAUUUGAUCUGGCUAGAAAUCUAUAUGAACGUUUAUUAGAACGUACUGAACAUGUAAAAGUUUGGAUAAGUUUUGCUCAAUUUGAAUUAUUGGCCAACAAAGAUGAUCAUGAAUUUGGUGUAUUACAAUCUAGAAAUAUUUAUCAACGAGCAAAUAGAUCAUUGAAAGAUGGUGAAAAAGAAUCACGAUUAAUGUUAUUGGAAGCAUGGUUAGAAUUUGAAACAAAAUAUGGUGAUGAAAAAUCAUUAGCAUCGAUACGUAAACAGAUGCCGAAAAAAGUUAAAAAACGAAGAAAAAUUCAAACAGAUGAUGGAUCCGAUGCUGGUUGGGAAGAAUAUUUUGAUUAUAUUUUUCCAAAUGAAACUGAAAAUGCUGUUCAUCUUAAAUUUUUGGAAAUGGCCAAAAAAUGGAAACAGAAUCAACAACAACCGCAAACGUCAUCUAGCGAAUCUUCAUGAAAAAAUUAUUUAUAAUUUUUUACCUUAUUCGAAUAAUAUGCGCCUACCUAUCUAUUUUCAAAAUGAUAUUU
Dermatophagoides pteronyssinus (European house dust mite) is the source of this 2187-nucleotide messenger RNA. RefSeq names its product pre-mRNA splicing factor crn (gene crn). The record is from RefSeq and is a predicted model, not a curated record. Gene Ontology annotation, cellular component: precatalytic spliceosome; post-mRNA release spliceosomal complex; Prp19 complex. Lineage: Eukaryota; Metazoa; Arthropoda; Arachnida; Sarcoptiformes; Pyroglyphidae. Gene Ontology annotation, biological process: spliceosomal complex assembly; mRNA splicing, via spliceosome. Gene Ontology annotation, molecular function: protein binding.